Zea mays is the source of this 1287-nucleotide messenger RNA. Its product is annotated as zinc finger protein ZAT1. The coding region runs from base 101 to 1051 and encodes 316 amino acids. The transcript has a single exon. Gene Ontology annotation, biological process: regulation of DNA-templated transcription. NCBI's taxonomy places the organism in Eukaryota, Viridiplantae, Streptophyta, Magnoliopsida, Poales, Poaceae. The record is from RefSeq and is a predicted model, not a curated record.
CUCUCUCGUUUCGUUCGCUCACGCUAUCUCUCCUCACCAUUUUUGCUCCUGCCGAGAGCUCACCGAGCUCCGACCUCCGAAAGGCGCAAGCCCAGUCGACAUGCCGAAGAACACAUGCAAGCUCUGCUCCCGCCGCUUCGCCAGUCCCCGCGCCCUCGCCGGGCACAUGCGCUCCCAUUCCAUCGCCAAAGCUCAGGCGGAGGCGGCGGAGGCGGCGAAGCGGCAGAUCUCUUCGGCGUCCUCCGCGUCGACCUCCUUCGCCGCCGCCGACGACGAGGACGUCGGCUUGAAGAUGCCCGCUUCCACCCACGGGCUCCAGGAGAAUCCGAAGCGCAGCCUUCGGUUGGCCGAUGCCGGUUUAUCGGAUCGCGAGAGCGAGUCCGAGUCCACCUCGCCGCACGCCAAGCGCGUGAACGCCGCUUCCAUCUGGGGCGAGCCCGAACCGACGAGCUCGCUGUCAGAGGUCGCGACACCGGAGGACGUGGCGCUAUCCCUUAUGAUGCUGUCGCGCGACUCCUGGCCGUCGUCGCCUGUAGUCGCCGAGGACGACGACUCCGACGACGGCUACACGCCGCCCGCGCCACUCCCACGGGCCCCGGCCCCGGCGCCGCCGCCGGUGGAGAAGCGGACGCAGUUCCAGUGUGUCGCGUGCAAGAAGGUGUUCCGCUCCUACCAGGCGCUCGGCGGCCACCGCGCCAGCAACGUGCGCGGCGGCAGGGGCGGCUGCUGCGCGCCUCCCGUGGCUCCCGCUCCUCCCCUGCAGCCCCAGCCCCAGCCCCAGCCGCCGCUGUCGCCAUUGCCGGAGCACCAUGACGGGGACGGGGACGAGGACGAGGACAUGGAUGCAAAGCAGCAGCACAAGCGGUCCCAUGUGAGUGGCGCGGCGGCCGCGGCGUCGGUUGCAGGCACCAGCACGGCCUCCAUCUCAGCCGCCACCACUCCCCCGUCCCCGAUCAACAGCACCUGCAUGAUCGAUCUGAACGUGGCGCCCCCGCCCGAGGAGAUGGAGCUCUCUACCGUCUCAGAUCUCCACUUCAAUCCAGGUGCUUGAAGGAGCUGAAGCACGCAGAUUAGCGCCGUCGUCAGGUAUUCGAGAUAAGCAUCGUCAGGGAGCGAGAUAAAAUCCACCAAGGUAAAAAAAAAAACGAAAAAAAGGGGAGGUGAAGAAGAGAAGCACCUUUUGUAGGAUAUAUAUAAUGGGUAGUUUGGUCAUCGUCUUUCUAUUCCAUUGGUUUGUGAUUACAAUGUUCUGUCGUUGCUGUUAAUUUCGUUUUCUGCUUGGAUCGA